Messenger RNA from Oncorhynchus masou masou (cherry salmon), 5210 nucleotides. It is a transcript of the gene cax1, whose product is annotated as cation/H+ exchanger protein 1. The record is from RefSeq and is a predicted model, not a curated record. The transcript is spliced from 20 exons. Gene Ontology annotation, biological process: intracellular calcium ion homeostasis; calcium ion transmembrane transport. Gene Ontology annotation, cellular component: endomembrane system; membrane. Gene Ontology annotation, molecular function: calcium:proton antiporter activity. NCBI's taxonomy places the organism in Eukaryota, Metazoa, Chordata, Actinopteri, Salmoniformes, Salmonidae. Bases 132 to 2390 code for a protein of 752 amino acids.
CCCACGAGUUGUUUGGAUACAUGCAUGUAUGUCAUCAAUGGUUAGGAAGCGCACAGAGAAACGCUGACGAGCGGGAUUGAGUUGAUAAAACCGGCGUGGUGUUAUCUCUAUGGGAAUUAUAAUCAAUAAUAAUGUCCCACAUUAAAGCUCCCAUUGUUGAUACGGAGAGGCGUAGGCGGAGGUCCACGGCUGAAAGUUCAGAUACCCAAUGGGACCAUGACCCCAGGGUCUACCGCCGUACAUCCCAGUGUGACCGACUGUGUGUGGACAUUGGCAGUCAUGUGGCCGAGAGCCCCUCCCCAGAUGUCUCCCACCAAUACACCCCCAAAUGUUUGUCUGCACACAAAGGAGGCACCACUCCGUGUCACUAUGGGGAAGAGGUUUGGCAGGAUGGCUCGAGCUUGAGGACCACCAUCCGAGCAGAGAAUGAAGUAGAGGCAAACAAACUGGCCAACAACUACAGGUUUGGCUUCAGAAAGUGGAAGAGUCACGUGACUGAGAGGCCCAUCGAGGACAGGUCGGACAUUGUGAGGGAGCUGUACUCAGAGCUGAACUUUGUCAGACCACAAGGUUCAUUGAUUACUUGUGGAAACAUAGCAUACUUGAUUUUAUUUGGAUGGUGGAUCUCUUUAGCCUACCUCUUGGUCUGUGUCCUAAUGUUUCUGACCAUCAUUGGAGUUCCUUAUGGGAAGCUGUGUUGGAAGUUAUCAUGCUACUUUCUGUGGCCCUUUGGGAAGUCCAUACUAAAGCCCAGAAGCCUGGUCAGGCGAUGCUGUGUGAAGUUCCCUCACUGCGAGGCCAUCCCAGAGGAAUCUGACUCAAAGGAGGUGAAGGAGUCUACACCCCUGCUCAUGCCCCAUUCUGUCCCCAUCGAGGUCCCUCCACAACGGACGCGUUACUGGUGUCGUGUCAGUACCUAUGUGUGGUUGUUGCUAGGCUACCCUCUCCUGGGGCUGAUCCACAGCCUGGCCUGCUUCCUCUCCUGGAUCCUGGUCUUCACCAUCCCUGUGGCCAAGAUGAAUGCCCGCACCCUGGCCAUCAUCCUCCUCAUGCCCCCUGAGGAUGUCCACAGCUACCGGCUGAAAAAGCCGCAAGGGUGUGAUAGCCAAGUGCUUCUCUGUUGCUACCACGCCUUCAACUGGUACUACUACAAAUACACCUUGGAUGGAAUCAAUGUGUUCGCUGUCAACCUGCUGCCCCUGGUCAUCACAACCCUGGUGGUCGGCUACGUGGACACAGAGAACCAGUUUGUCAGCUCGGAGGCCAAGUUUGUCGCUGCCGUCAGCUCCAUCAUCCCACUGUCCUAUUACAUUGGCAUGGGCAUCGCCAGUAUCUCAGCCCAGAGUAACUUUGCGGUGGGAGCAGUGGUGAACGCCACGUUUGGCUCCAUCACAGAGAUGACCUUCUACAUCACUGCCCUGUUGAGGGGUCACAAGGCCGGCACCAAGUGCUAUGAGGAGAUCGUCAAGGCUGCUCUCACUGGAACCCUGCUGGGCUGUAUUCUAUUUAUCCCAGGUAUCAGCAUGAUCAUCGGGGGCUUUAAACACAGGGAGCAGAGGUUCAACAGCCGCUCUGCAGGGGUCAGCUCAGCCCUGCUCUUCAUAUCAGUAGGAGGCGUAUUUGCCCCAACCCUGUUCUCCAAGGCCUACGGUAGCCUGGUGUGUGCGGGCUGCUCCAGCUCUCAAGCCAACACCAGCGGGCCCUUCACCUGUAUGGACUGCCACUAUGACAUGAGUGGAAGUAACGAACCCUUAUAUCUCAGACACAUUGAGCCUCUGGUAUACACCAUCUCCGUGUUGCUGCCCUCCGCCUACCUGAUCGGCCUCAUCUUCACCCUGAAGACCCACUCCCACAUCUACGACAUCCAAGUCAGUGACGUGCACGACCACCACCAGGGUGGUCACGGUACUGUCCACUGGUCCAGGUUGAGGGCUCUGUCUGUGCUGAUCAUGGCCACGCUGCUAAUGGCUGCCUGUGCUGACCUCACUACGGAGCACAUCAAACCCAUCCUCGACCACUCCGCCAUAUCCCAGUAUUUCAUCGGCGUGACCGUGUUGGCGAUGGUGCCGGAAAUUCCAGAGAUCUUCAAUGGAAUCCAGUUUGCCCUGCAGAAUAACAUCAGCCUCAGCUUGGAGGUGGGAAACUGCAUAGCAGUGCAAGUCUGCAUGAUUCAGAUUCCCUUACUCAUCUUGUUCAACACUUUUUAUGAUGUGGGAUUCGUGCUCCUGUUCAGUGACUUGCAUCUUUGGGCCAGCAUCUUUAGUGUGAUUGUGGUCAACUACAUUUUCAUGGAUGGCAAGUCUGACUACUUUCAGGGGACUGCUUUGGUGGUGGUUUACCUCAUUCUACUGGCGCUGUACUUUUUCGCCCCAUCACCCCACGCCUGUUGAGCUGCUCCGCAAAGAACAAACUUCAACUCCUAGAGUCCUUUCAGUCACUAUUUACAGGAACUGCUUUUUUAACUAUUUUGAUGCCAUGUCGAGUCAUAUUCAUAAGGGCUUGCAGCGGGGAAGUCCAGUUAGUCCCUCUCUGUUGCAAUCUGUUUUCUUCCUUUUGUGCCUAAUGAACAUAACCCAGUUCUGGGCAUCAAUGGCCCUUUACCUUUGGAAUUAUUUGCAUUAUGACUUCUAAAUUAACAUUCCUAUACUGCACAUCUGGGGUGUAUGUAAACUAUAUGUAGGAGAUGUGUUUUCAGGUGGAGUUUGGUAGAUUAAAAUGCAUAUGUUAAAGCAGGGUAUGUUUAAUAUUGAAUUUAUAAAGUGGUCACAAUUGUGCUUCACAUUCAUUGGCGCUUGGUUAUUAAGCUGGAUUCAUAUGGACCAUAAAAUCUACACAUGGUGUAAUGCUAGGAUUUGUAUGGACCAAAACAUCAACACAUGGUGUAAUGCUAGGAUUUGUAUGGACCAAAACAUCUACACAUGGUGUAAUGCUAGGAUUUGUAUGGACCAAAACAUCUACACAUGGUGUAAUGCUAGGAUUUGUAUGGACCAAAACAUCACAUGGUGUAAUGCUAGGAUUUGUAUGGGGAAAAGUACACAUUUACUGCCACUUUCUUUACCUUCCUGUUCUGUUUUCUAUUCUUGUGAUUUCUGUUGCAAAGUAUUGCAUUGGAUAAGGUGCAUCCAGGUCUAUUUCAACAAGGUCUUGUACCUGAGCAGGCAGGUAAACAACCUUCCACACAGCUCAUUUUGUAAAGGAAUGGUAUCUAGUCAUAAGCAAGGGCAUGCCAAUUUCAAUGUUCUUGUUGCACAAUAAAUCUGGACUAUUAGGCAAGUACUUGGUAAAGUGUGCACUACAAGGAUGGCAGCUCAUUCCAUGCCAGUGACCAUUACACUGUUGAAGCAGACAAACCAUUACCAGAUCAGUUUGUGUUGUCUUGCUUCAACUUGUGACAAUGACCACACAAACAGAUCUGUGACCAGGCUAAGCAAACGAAGGUGAUACAAAACUAUUUACAGUACAUGUUUAUUGACUCGUCAACAAUCGAAAAAUUAAACAUUCACCAAUACAAUUAUCAAUUCAGCGAUCGCCUUAACCAUUUGCUGCACAGCCAGGAUUCAAGUCCAGGGGAGACGACUUUUCCAACGUAAAAGGUGAAUAAUGACAUGCGGAGAAGGUGUAAUAGAAUGAGGACAGGCACAGAUUUAGGCAUUUCCUUGAUGGGGAGUUGGGAAUUAUGGGUAUUCAUUGACAUUUUAAACUACCCCCUUGGCAACGAUCAAUAAAUACUAUUUUGUUCCACAAGGCAGAUUUAAUGGCAUUGAAUUCAGGGUGCCAUAAUAUUUGGCGUUAAACCACGUUCCCAGCUCAUCUGAUCUGUGUUGAUUAUCUGACCCUGACACUCUGUCUGCAUACAUUGAGCCUUAACAGAAUACUGUUCAGAUUCAGCUCACAAGUACAACAUACAUGAACUCUAAAUCAUCCAUAAAUACAUAUUCCCACAUUAUUGCUGCUUCAACUAUUUGUCCAAUGAUUGCUUGACAAUGUGUUUGGAAAGGGCACAGAAUGACAAUUCAUCAAUGCAUUGACUGAUCUGACAAGUGGUGCAUAUGUUGUCUUUGAUGGGAGGGGAAAUUAUAGAGAAGGAGAAGCGAUCCCACAUGGGAGUCAUGUUUAAAUGGUCAGUAUGUUUGGAUCGAGCUAAACCAUUACUCAUGUUUCCUUCUGUCUAGGUUGUGGUACUUCAAUAUCAUUGAAACUUUGGGAAAGGCACUGAAUGAAUCAGAUCAAUGUCAGUAUUCUACUUAAACAGAUCCACAAAAAUCUGUUAAUAUUUGUUCUAUUAGCAAAGAUGGAGUAAAAGUUGGAACAGAAAUUGAACAUUUUAUUCAAAUAAAAACAUUUAAGGAGCACCAUAUUCACAGUGAUGGGAUGAUUUAGUUUACAACUUUCCACAAGCAUACUAAAGUGACUGAGAGUUCAGAAUGAAUGGAGACCAGGUGUUUUGACUCUUUACCCAUCUUCCAUUGAUAUUAGGUUUCUACUAUGGUGGGUAUAAGGACUAAGUCCCUUGGUCAAAAGUAGUGCACUAUAGAGAGAAUAGGGUGCAAUUUGGGACACUGAUACAGAUAACCAUCACAGAGAACUGUAUAUCAGAGAUAACUACCAGAGAUAAUUCAAAUACCUGUAUGUAUAUCCAAGAUACCUGAAUGCAUAUUGGAUAACUGAAUCAGUGUUAAAUGGGUAUGAGGAGUGUGGUGUGAUAUUAGGUGAAAGGGAAGUGGUCUAUUAGAGACCCAUCUACAGUAGCAUCAGUCUGUUCUUCACACAAAUAAACUAUUAAAAUCAGACUGUGAAUAAGCCUUGAAUAGGGAAAAGUGGUGACGACAACCUGCGUCUAAGUCUGGCAUGAGGGUGGUACCAAUACUACCUUCCCCUUGUAACACAACAUGCCAACUGUCUGGUGUAACUUUUCAUCUGACUCCAAGUCUAACUUUCCUAAUUGUACGUAGAGAGAAAAUAAAUGUGAGAAAUGGCGAACAGGGUGUCUCAUGAAAAUGCAUACAAAUAAAUGUCCUUCAAAUAAAUAAUCAUUCCUCUGAAAUGGCAUUAUUAAAGUCAUGAUAAAUAAUCAUUCCUCUGAAAUGGCAUUCUUAUUAAAGUCAUGAAGGCCAAUAUAAAAUGAGAAAGUAGAGAGGGUCGACGUGAAUCUGAAAGCCGUGGAGUAAAUGAUUUCUGGGUCUGUAGGCAGGCGGAUUGAGAGGCUAGAA